Messenger RNA from Zychaea mexicana, 678 nucleotides. RefSeq lists its product as uncharacterized. The record is from RefSeq and is a predicted model, not a curated record. NCBI's taxonomy places the organism in Eukaryota, Fungi, Mucoromycota, Mucoromycetes, Mucorales, Lichtheimiaceae. The coding region runs from base 1 to 678 and encodes 225 amino acids. The transcript is spliced from 2 exons. Gene Ontology annotation, biological process: regulation of DNA-templated transcription.
AUGGCAGCUGCUACUUUAGCCGCCUCAACCACGACCCCGUCGUCGUCUUCCUCCUCGGACGCCGCGCAAAAAGUCUUUUCGUUCGUGCCCAUCCCAGGCGUCAACCACAAGAAGCGACCUCGUCGCAAGUAUCACGAGGUCGAGCGUUUGUAUCAUUGCAGCUAUCCCGGAUGUGCCAAGGCCUAUGGUACUUUGAACCAUCUCAACGCUCAUGUUUCGAUGCAAAAUCACGGUCCCAAACGUCUGCCGACUGAAUUCAAAGAGCUUCGAAAGCAAUGGAGGAAACAAAAGCGUGAGCGGGAGGCGAGUCGUCAACAACAACAAGAGAAUGCAGUCGCUGCUGUAGCAGCUACAAAUGCUCAGUAUCAACAACAGCAACAUCACCAUCAGCAGCAACAACAACAACAAGUAGCGGCACAGGCAGCGGUGGCGGCAGCAGCACAGGCAGCAGCAGCAGCAGCAACACCUUCACCGUUCCUUCCAUCGCACUCUGCAACCACUUCAUACUUGCCAUGGCAACAUCAGCAAGGGUACCCGGGCCCUCCUCCACCUCCUCCUCCUCCUCCUGCAGCAAGCCAUCAUCAUCCUCAUCAUCCUCAGCAGCAGCAGCAGCAUCAUCAUCAUCCUCAUCCUGAAUUCACGGACCUGUCUACCUUGUCUGGUGCGCAUUCCUUUUAA